Salvia miltiorrhiza (redroot sage) is the source of this 1433-nucleotide messenger RNA. Its product is annotated as putative RING-H2 finger protein ATL21A. The record is from RefSeq and is a predicted model, not a curated record. Gene Ontology annotation, molecular function: polysaccharide binding. The transcript is spliced from 2 exons. Lineage: Eukaryota; Viridiplantae; Streptophyta; Magnoliopsida; Lamiales; Lamiaceae. The coding region runs from base 124 to 1305 and encodes 393 amino acids.
UGUAAGAUCAAGUGUCAUUUUCUUUUGAAUAGAAAUUCCCCCAACCCCACGGCCCCACUCCACCCAUAUUUUUGUAGAUUCAUUUAGCUGCUGCCAUUAACAGACUAAUACCUCAAAAACUCAAUGGCAAAAGCAACACAAUUUCUCAUAAUCAUAAUCCUCCUCCUCCUCACACUCACAGCCCCGGUUCAACCCGCCGGUCCAUGCAAAACGGAUUCAUGCCACCCCAGUCGCGGGCCCAGAGUCCGGUUCCCAUUCCGGCUCCGAGGCCGGCAGCCGGCCCGGUGCGGGUACCCGGGCUUCAACCUCCGCUGCAACAGCCGCAACCAAACGAUCCUCACGCUCCCGCGAUCGGGCGAUUUCAUCGUCCGACACAUCGACUACAAGGCCUCGGCCGUCUACAUCGGCGACACGGGCUUCUGCCUCCCGGGCCGGGCCCUCAACUUCAGCGUCGCGAGCUCCCCCUUCGACGCCACGUAUCUCGAGAGCUUCGGCAUCCUCAACUGCUCCGACGGAUUGACCGACGACGUCAGGAUGGGAAACUACUACGUCGUGCUGCCGUGUCUCACCACCAGGAACAACACGGUGGUGGCCGUGGCCGAGGACUUCCCCGACGAGCUCGUGCCGCCGCCGUGCCGGAGGGCGGGGAACGUAUCGGUGCCGCCGUGGACGUUCUCGGAGUUUUACUGGGGGUCGAUGGGCCCGGAGGAGAAUUUCGAGCUGCGGUGGAGCAGGCCCGCCUGCGGGAGGUGCGAGAGUCGGGCCGGGCGUUGCGGCUUCAAAGAGGAUUCGGGCUUUGAAGUUGGAUGCUCCAAGUCUUCUGGGCUUCCAAGAGGUGCCAAAUAUGCCGUUAUAAUUGGUGGUGGAGUACCAGGAUUGCUAUGUAUGAUUGGACUAACAUGUUAUGCUUGUAGAAAAAUAAAACUCGGUAGACAGCAACGUGGUUUAGAUAACGAGCUACCGAUGACAACUUUUGGUGGGCAAUUAAUAUUUAGGGCCAACACCGGGCUUGAUGUAUCCACCAUAGAAUCGUAUCCUAAGACGGUGUUAGGGCAAAGCCGUCGACUUCCCAAUCCGAACGACAACACGUGUUCGAUUUGCUUGUCUGAUUAUCAACCUCAAGAGACUGUAAAGAGCAUUCCGGAAUGCAACCAUUAUUUCCAUGCUAAUUGCAUAGACGAGUGGCUUAAGCUAAAUGGCACAUGCCCUUUGUGUAGAAACUCGCCAGAGAGCUCAUCAACCACUCCUACUUCCUCUACAUCGUCAUCGCCAUCGCCAUCAUCAACAACAUCGGAUCCUCAGUGAUUUUUUAUAAAAAAAAUAUAGCGUUAUCUUUAUAUGAAUUUUAUUGUACACAAUGAGCGUAAAAUGAAUAUUGAAUGUUUUUGCUACCGUAAAAAAUUAGAAUAUAUUGGGCUACAUGUGAAAAUAAA